This is a messenger RNA of Cotesia congregata, 1545 nucleotides long. NCBI's taxonomy places the organism in Eukaryota, Metazoa, Arthropoda, Insecta, Hymenoptera, Braconidae. The record is from the annotation of a GenBank genome assembly.
AUGGAAAUUGCUUGUAACCAAUUUAAACUGUAUUCUAAUCUCAUUUUAAUGACAUUUUUUCAAGCUUAUAAAUUUUUUGUUCAUAGACAUGGCGAUUGGGUUCAGUUUUUAAUUGCAACAGACACUAGAGAUCAAUUAAAACGAGCAACAGAAAUAUCAUUAUUGCCAGAAUCAUUUACUGUGUCGGGUGAGAGACGAGAACAAGGUAUCAUUGCGGCAUUAAAAGACGGUUUUGGGUUUAUAAGAUGUGUUGAUCGAGAUGCUAGACUAUUCUUCCAUUUCAAUGAAGUUCUCGAUAUCGAUAGAGAGAUAGCUGUAGGUGAUGAAGUGGAAUUCACUGUGAUACAAGAUCCUCCGACUUUCUUUUCAAAUACUCGUCAAAGUGCGAUUCGACUGAAACAUUUACCAUCUGGCACUGUUCAAUUUGAAACUGUUACCGAAAGUGAUUUAGUAGGAACUGUUAUACAAGAUAUCUCCGGUAUGGACCCUGGAUUGAUUGGAUAUACAAAAAAUGGACAGCAAAAUAAUAUUAUUUUCUUUACUAAAGAUUGUGAUUCUAAAGUUAUUCCAAAAUUGGGUGACAAAGUAAAAUUCAGUAUCUGUCAAGUAAAAAGAAAUAAAGAAUUAGUAGCAGUUGACAUAUCACUAUUGGAUGUAAAGGAAGAAAAGGCAGAAAAUGCAAAUAAUGUAAAUGGUUUAGAAUGUCAAGGUUUCAUCGCUGCGCUUAAGGAUGGUUUUGGUUUCAUCGAAACUUUCAAUCACGAGAGAGAGAUAUUUUUUCACUUUAGUACAUUCGAUGGAGAUGCCAGUACUUUAGAAGUUGGCGCUGAAGUUGAAUGCACAAUCGGAUCUGGUAAUAGUCGUAGUACUGGAGGAUGCACUGCGGCUGAAUCUGUUCAUAUUGUGCCACGUGGCACGAUUCCCCGUGCUGCAAUAGUUAGUGAAGUAUUAGAUGGAACUGUUAUUCGACCGUUACGAAGUGCGAAUCCUGAGCAAUCCGAGUAUGCUGGAAUGAUAAAAUUAAGUGUGAUCACUGACGAAAAUAAUGCAAAAAAAUAUGAAUUUGGUAUUAUGGGCUUAUUAAAUAAACGGGAGCUAUUGCAAACGGGUGAUCCAGUACAAUUUCAAGUUGACUCUGAAGGCCAUGCUUGUAAUAUCGUAGCUGUUCGUAAAAAACGGAUAGCUACAGUAGACGCAGUUAAAGGGGCUUUUGGCUUCCUUACUUAUGAAAUUGACGAUGGAAAAAAGCUAUUCUUCCACAUGACUGAAGUUAAAGAUCAUACAACACUUCAGCCGGGUGAUCAGGUAGAAUUCGUUCUUGUGACAAACCAAAGGACAGGAAAAUCAUUUGCUUGCAAUAUUACACGUCUAAGUGGUGAAUCUGUACAACAACGGCCGGAGCGUUUAAUCAGUCGAUUACGCACUAUUUCAUUGGAAGAUGCAGGACCGAAAUUGACAGUAGUAAGGCAACCAAAAGGACCAGAUGGUACGCGUGGUUUUAGUUACGAUCGUUCACAACAUAUAUCUGGUAUUAUCGAGGAAUAA